Molecule: messenger RNA, 327 nt
Organism: Penicillium taxi
Lineage: Eukaryota; Fungi; Ascomycota; Eurotiomycetes; Eurotiales; Aspergillaceae
Gene: rpp1
Product: ribosomal protein P1
Exons: 4
Coding region: 1-327 (108 amino acids)
Biological process (GO): cytoplasmic translation; translational elongation
Cellular component (GO): ribosome; cytosolic large ribosomal subunit
Molecular function (GO): ribonucleoprotein complex binding; structural constituent of ribosome; protein kinase activator activity
Source: RefSeq, a predicted model, not a curated record
AUGUCUACCGCCCAGCUUGCUGUCUCCUACGCUGCUCUCAUCCUUGCCGAUGAGGGUAUUGAGAUCACCGCCGACAAGCUCCAGACCAUCCUGUCUGCUUCCAAGAUCGAGGAGGUCGAGCCCAUCUGGGCCACCAUCUACGCCAAGGCUCUUGAGGGCAAGGACAUCAAGGACCUCCUGACCAACGUUGGUUCCGGUGGUCCCGCCGCUGCCUCCUCCGGUGCCGCUGCCGGUGGCGCUGCCGCCCCCGCCGAGGCCGUCGCUGAGGAGAAGGAGGAGGAGAAGGAGGAGUCCGACGACGACAUGGGAUUCGGACUAUUCGACUAA